Rotaria socialis is the source of this 573-nucleotide messenger RNA. The record is from the annotation of a GenBank genome assembly. Lineage: Eukaryota; Metazoa; Rotifera; Eurotatoria; Philodinida; Philodinidae.
AUGCCAGCUCCUACGAUAAAAAUUGCUGUUGUUGGUCCACUUGCUAGUGGCAAAAGUUCAUUUAUAAAUUUUGCAACGGAAACACGUGAAUCUUUUACUGAAACCUAUAUACCAACAGUUCCUGUUCGUAUUAUCGAAUAUGAGGCACCAUCAACAACUAGAGGCAGAUCAGAAACUUGGAAUGUGCAAAUUUUUGAUUGCAGUGGAGAUACAAAAUUUGAACAUACAUGGCCUGCAAUGAGUUACAAAUUAAAUGGAACAGUUUUUGUUUAUAAUCCCGACGAUAAAAAGCAAGCUGAAGAACUGAAUCUUUGGUAUAACAAUUUUGUUGAGAAACCAAAUUUAACAGAAAAAUGUUGUUUACUUGUUGCAUCAAGAAAAAAUCAAGACGAAGAAGAUAGUAAAAGUGGCAGAAAUUUACCAUUAUCUACACUAUUUACUGAUAUUCCUCGUAUUGCAUUCAAUGGCAAAAUGGAUGAAAUCGAAAAUAUUAAACAAACAUUUGUAGAUUAUUUAAAAAAAGUUAUUGCUGAAACAUCACGAGGACAAGAGCACGAUGAACGUUUCAAGUAG